AUGGAACGUCGAGCACCACAGGAUGUCACCAGAAGACCCUCGGCGCCGCAACGGGCGCCGGUCGAUGUCGUAGAUUUGACGGCAGAACGUGGGAGGCAAGAGAAGAGGAACGGGGUAGAUUUCAUGGGGAGGAGCGACGCUAUGGUGACAUCUCCGGAUGUGAUAAGCAUCGAGGAUGACGAGGCGGAGCCACCUGCGAAGAGAACGAAGACCAGCGGAGAUGGCUUUCGACCGAUACACGAGGAGGCGAUCGGGACAACAAUGGACGUGGAUGCUGCAGACGAGGUCAUGCCAGGCUCGCCUCUGCCUAGCCUUCCAAAGACCAAAAUCGCUGCAAAACGGGCGCACCAUCAACAGCGUCUCGUGGAACCAGCUGCUCGCAAAUCACAUGGCCUGGAAGCACCAGCAGUCGCGACUCGUGUCCCUCAGCCCAAGAAGGUCCUUGACUUCUAUCCGUGGACAGGCAACCAUCCGGAGGACGUCUUGACGGAGAACGUGAUUAAGAAUGGCUACUUCGACAGCGCCAAGAACACCAACAACAGCGAGAGCAACUCUGCGAGGGCGUCAGUGUGGCCGAACAUCAGCCAGAAAAACCAUCAGUCACUGUCCAUGCUCAGCCUCCUGUUCUCGACUGUUCUGGAGAAGCGGCAACAUCUGGGCAAGUGCACCGCACCCUCCACAUUCAAACCUCCGCCUCGGGUCACCGUUACCGACACCAAAAGAGAGGCAUGGCUACGAGAUCUGGCGAACCCGGAUGUGCCGCUUCGGAAGCAGAGCAGGACCAUCCCACACGGUAUUCGUGGCAAGCUUUUGAUGGAGCAGUGUCUGAGCAAGGCGAUUCCUCUUCAACGGGCCGUCUGGUUGGCAAAAUGUGUGGGCGCAAACGAACUUCGGGCGUUCCGGCGAAAGGGCGUCAGUGGUGCCAACGCAGCAUCUGGAGAGGCGAAGUGGGUGCGGGAGUGGACGGUGCAGGUCGAGCAGUUUUUGGAGUUUGUGAUCAGUACAUGCGGGCAGAAAGACUGGAAGCAGAGGAUGGACUACGCCGUCAAGCUGGCUACUGCCUUUUUCGUGGAGAAGUUAUUGGAUGCCGACCACUAUCUCGACUGGAUCGUCUCUUCGAUGGCUGGAGCUACGCUGGAACGUUUGCCGAUAUGGCUGCUUAUGGUGCAGUUGUAUUGGAAGGCCAUUACGGCGUAUAGCAAGCGAGGCAAGGCGCUCGCUGAGGGCAUUCUUGAACACCUGCACGGCAUCACGAAUUCUGGGCUUGAAACAAACAGCAUGCUCAAAACCAGGUUGCAGAAGCUCGUGGCUGUACUUGCGGUCAGCAAUCGUGGUUGCCUGAUCAUUCCACGGACAUGGUCGAAGUACAAAGACCUGCUGAGUCCCGCUACUUCAAUGGCAAGCUCGACAAGAUCACCAGCCAACGACAUCACCAGGCGGAACGAGCGUCUGGCGACACCUUGGAACAGCCUGGAAAGCAGUCCGCUCCUCAAGCUGUACGCCGAGUUGGAUCACGUCAGACUGGAGGUGAGCAUCGAAGGACUUGCGACCAAGUGUGAGGCUAUCGUCUCGGACACGAACGUUCUGGUGGCUGCGUUACUGGACUUGAGCUCUACACCCUACAGGACCGGCACUGCCCGCAUAUACCUCGCUGCCGGCAUCAUUGCGUAUCUUAACGCCAACGGGCACGACACUGACGCUGCAAUCCUCGCGUUCCUUGGAAGCGCAACGACCACGCCUACCACCAGCUCAGGGAACGUGCACCGAGUUGUCGUGGAUCUUAUUCGACAAGAGAGGUUCUCGGUUGGCCGGUACCUUCAGUGGCUGAUCAGUAGUGGCGUGGUCUCUGCUGGUGAUCAAUAUGGCUGCGCAACUGGUCUGCUAAGCGCUUUGCCGACGUCGAGCUUGCCGUUGCACUUGCAGAACACGAGAAAGACACUGAUGAACCGCUUGAAGCUAAGGUUAGACAACGAGGAGACAAUCGAGAGGGCCAUCAGAGAUUUUGGACAGAGCAUUGCAGAUUUCGAGGCGCAUGGUACAAUCACGUCACCAUCUGUGGAAGCGCUGACCGUGUCCGGCAAAAUUUCUGCUGUCAAUACGGCCUUGGAAAGACUCCGUGCGAACGUGAAGGAUGGUGGCCUCUCUCUCUGCGCUUUCCUUGUUACUCGGCAAUUGGUUGAGAGGUGCGGCGAUUUGGCGAGCCUCGGAGAGCUGGUCUCCAUGACCCUGACCAGCGACAAUACGGCACUGCUGGCUACCUCACUGGACACGACCAACCUCAACGCCGAGUCUUUUGCAGCACAGGGCAGACUCUCGACACUAUUUGACGCUUUCGUGGAGCAAUACAUGACCUUGAGAUCUUCACAGCCCCUAGAUCGAUACUUCAUCCUAGCUUUGACAGCGAUGGCUCAGCGAAUGCCUGGCAAAGCCGCAUUGCUGAAGCUCCUGGCCGACGACCUGGCAAUUUGCGAACAGCAGACCUCACUAGCAGUAUGCUCGCCAGCUUCUGAUAACCUCAUUGGCAUGCAAGCCACAAGUUUGGAAUUCGAUAGCGACAUCGAUGCAGUCUUUGCCAGCGGAAACACGAUGGAUGACCAACUGAUGCAACGAGUCUUCAUGCGCAUCAUGGACCACGCAACCAAGUCCGACCUACCUACCUCUGAACCUGUCAGCAAAGUUGGUGGAUGGCUCAGUCAGCUUCGCUCGGUCGACGGAAGUGGUGUUUUCGACAGGAUUGUACAGGGCUACGUGCGAUCUGCGCUGAAGGGCGCUCGUGAAGGAGCAUUGCCCGUCGGUGCCAUCGAUAGCCUUCUGGCGAGUGGAAGUAUAAGUCCCAUCACGGUCGCGGAUAUGGCCAAGGAGACUGCAACACCACGUCUUGCCGCAUCAAUCUUGCGAAUCGCUCUGUCUCGCGAUGUCUCCGACAAUGGCUUGAGUGAGUGCGAGCGAUAUCGCCUGCUGCUACUGAAAGAUCGAUUCCAGGAGGAACACGCCAGCUCACUCAACGCACUGUUCAGGCUUGCUGCGGAUUCAGCAAAACUGGAUACGGAGGACUCAAACCUACUAGACUUCGUCGUCAAACGCAGUUCCACCGAGCCAGGAUCUGUUCGAGCCUUCUUCGACAACGACAACCUAACCGAUGGGGCUUGGUGCAACGCGGGUCGGACUGUUACCGCCAUCCUGAAGCUCGACACUGAGAGCCUUCUACCUUCCGGCAAGAUGGACCUGCGAUCACUUAUGAGCAUUGCCGGCCCCUUGUCAAUCAACUACUGCGUGGAAGCCAUCAGGUGGAUGAGAUCGAACGGUAGUUGGGACCAGGAGGAUGAUGAGACUCUGCAAACUGCUAUGAUGGAACUCUUUGGCACCCAGUCGGAGGUUCUGCCGCAGCUACUCCAGGUGGCGAGUGAGAAGGUCAACCUGGCGAUGCAUGAGUGGGCUCAAGGUCAGGUGCUUUCAAUGGCGGACCACGACAACAUCGAGAGCGAGGACCGCCUCCCAUCAUGUCUCGAGCUACUCGCGGUCACGAACAGGGCUACCAGCAAGAAUGAUGGCACGGCUUCCGUUGACAGUAUUGCAGCUAAGCUGAAGGAGCUCGUCGCUCAACUGUCGGACCUUGACAUUUUCGCCCAGGAGGGCAUGGCUACUCUGGAAAGGUGCAAGUAUCGACUCCAACUGCUGCUGCACCUCUGUGUCAUGCACGUCCAUACUAUCAGCGACGAAAGCGACAUGUCGAAGCAAGCAAGGCAGAAUCUGCUGGUUGCACUGUGCAUUCUCCUGGUGCACCCGGCGUUACAAUUGCAGCAAGAUCUGAUCGAAUACCUCUUCGAUCUGGCAUCAGCACUCUCCGACAACCUCUUCGACGAACCGGCAGCGUCUCUAAGACUGGCAGGCCUGACCAAACUCCCAAUUGACCCACGUCUAACCUUCAUCCUCGGAUCCGACAGCAGCGCGAAGGACUCCUGGCUUGCCCUCGCCACUCCUGUCCACACACCUGGCUUGCAACCGCAACGUAUGCUGAGCAGACAGUCUUCAGGACACCUCCAGCCUCCAACGAGUGGCGGGGCGUCGAAUGCUGGCCAGCAAGUGCAGCAGGGUCCUGGACAGAUGCAUCCGCAACACCAGCGCUUUCCGUCGCAGGGUGGAAUGAGGAUGCCGCCAGAGGUGAAGGUUACGCCGUUUGCGUUGAGGAGGUGGGAGAUUAUGCCUGAUCCUACGCCGGUGCAGGGGGAGAAUGAUGCGAGUUUGAGUUUGGGGCUGUUUGCGGCGAGGAAGAUAUAA
Messenger RNA from Saxophila tyrrhenica, 4278 nucleotides. It is a transcript of the gene SRB8, whose product is annotated as RNA polymerase II mediator complex subunit. The record is from RefSeq and is a predicted model, not a curated record. The transcript is spliced from 2 exons. Gene Ontology annotation, molecular function: transcription coregulator activity. Gene Ontology annotation, biological process: regulation of transcription by RNA polymerase II. Bases 1 to 4278 code for a protein of 1425 amino acids. Lineage: Eukaryota; Fungi; Ascomycota; Dothideomycetes; Mycosphaerellales; Extremaceae. Gene Ontology annotation, cellular component: mediator complex.